GAACUGAGUGAGUGUAGCACCUAGCAUGAUGCUACACAUGCAGCGCGUCACAGAAACGUGAAGAGGAUUCAUCUUGACUCUGAGGAUCUCUGUGUGAGGAAGAUGGCGUCUGACGAGGUGCUGGCCUCUCUGGGGGUGGGAGGAGCCGUAGCCGCAGCUCACGCUCUGUCUCUUCCUGCUGACGCUUACGGAAAUGACCCGCGGCUCGAGGCCAUGUGGGCGAUGAAGGCGUACAACCACGCGGAGGUUUACUUCAACCUCAUUUCAUCAGUGGAUCCAAAGUUCCUGAAACUAACUAAACUGGACGAUGAGAUCUAUUCGUCCUUCAGAGAAACGUUCAAAGAUCUGGACAUCAAACUUCUGGAAACAGACGACCUGAAAUCGAACGAAGCCAAAGAGCGCUGGCGUCCGUUCUGUAACCAGUUCGAAGGACUCAUCGAAGAUUUCAACUACGGGACUCUGCUGCGUCUGGACUGUGGGAAGGACUACACCGAGGAGAACACCCUGUUCGCCACCAGGGCGCAGUUCUUCGCUGUGGAAAUCGCCCGUAACAGAGAAGGUUGUAACGAUGUUGUGUUCAAGUCUAAAAGUGCAAAAGCCACAUCUUAACAAACCAAGUGAAACAACAAGGACCCGAUCGAUCAGGAAACACCUGAACAUUGUCGUUGGAUCAACUUUUAUUCUUAAAGUUUUAUGAAAACGUUCCUUCAUGUUUAAUUCAGAUUCAUACGUGACCUCAGUUCUGUUUCACUUGCAUUUUGUAUUUACUGUAAAAUUGUUGUGCCAAUUAUAAGUUCAUGUUUUUUUUGUUGAAGAUAAACGUUAGUGCCUGAGAAGGAAACAAAUAAAGAAUCAAAGUUCAAAGUGUCGACUUCA
Messenger RNA from Platichthys flesus (European flounder), 876 nucleotides. It is a transcript of the gene pbdc1, whose product is annotated as polysaccharide biosynthesis domain containing 1. The record is from RefSeq and is a predicted model, not a curated record. Bases 103 to 609 code for a protein of 168 amino acids. The transcript has 6 exons. Gene Ontology annotation, cellular component: cytoplasm. Lineage: Eukaryota; Metazoa; Chordata; Actinopteri; Pleuronectiformes; Pleuronectidae.